AUGUGUCGUGCACAAGGAGAUAUUGAAGCUAUUCUUCAAGAAUUUCGUGAUGAUUUUGAUGUAGAUGAUGAGACAAGUAUUCAAUUCGAUAAGAAACGUAGGCAAUUCGUGAAAGAAUAUGACGAUGAUUUAUUUGAUAUUGAAGAAUGCCGACAAAUAGAUCAAACUUUAGUUGGUGUAACAGUUGGCGAUGAAGAAGAACAACAAUAUUUAUCUGGGAAAUUAAGUCAUCUAGCGGCCUUGCCUAAAGAAUAUGAAAGUACUGCUCAAUGGAAUCCGACAAACCGAACCAAAACAGAAAACGUUACCUCCACUCAAACGAUACCUGAAUAUUUAUCAUAUGAAAGUAAAGAUUUCGAUCAGAUGAUUCUCGGUCUCCGUCUACAAACUGGCACUUCGAUUUAUACGGAAGACUUAAGAGCUAUUGCAUUUCUCAUUGAUCAACUGCAGCGUAUUGAAUUAGAAGAACGUCUCUAUACAACAUAUUUACGUUCUGGUCAGGGUACAUUAGUAGAAAAUAAAGAACCUACAAAUGAACAACAAUUACAACAACGAACAUAUAAUGGAUCAAAUCAACGACGACGACAAACAACAAUUGCAUCAUUUCGACGUCGACAACGACGAAUUCGUCAACAGGAAUAUUGUCAAAACGAAAAUAUUGUUCAAAAUAAUCGUUUUGCUUUAUUGGCUGAAAAUAAUAACAAUGAUGACAUUGAUAUAGUAUCAAAUGUCGAUGAUAGUGAACCAUUACCAUUUGUUAAUAAUAGCAAGAAAAAUCAAAACGACAAAAAGAACAAGAAGAAAAAUCGUACAUAUCUUGCAUAUAAUCGAAUAAUGACAUGGGUACAAAAUGAGACAUCAUCAUCAACAGAAAUUCUUGAAACUAGUGGUAAUCAAGCUUAUUUAAUGGCUUCAAUUCCUGUUUACGAUGAAUGGAUUCGAGCUAAUUAUGAUUUACAAGUAUGGCAAACCUAUUUAAAAAUGGGUACCGAAAAUAAACAUUGGGCGAAAGAAAUCAUUCUACGAACAAAAAGACGUGAUGAUAUUGUCAACAGUCAAUUUAUUAAAAAGAAAAUUAAUCAAUUAUCAACUGUAGUUGCUCAAGCUAAUGCAACCAUUUCUGAUCUUAAAGUUCAAUUACGUACUUACUGGUCACAAGUCCCAGGGUAUCGAAAAGGAAAACCUACAGCCGAUAAUGUAGCUCAAACUACUACAACAACAAAUACAACGACUCCUACAGAAAUAACAGCAACAGCAACAACACCGAAACCAAUUGCUGUUCCGUUAACUGUAGAUAAAAUUCGUAGUAAAACUGAAGAAAUUGAAAAAUUAAUAUUAAAAUAUUUACAACAUUGUACUCAACAUGUCAAGAAAAUAAAUGAAACUCGUAUUCAGUUAGCCAAAGCUCAAAUGGAUGAAUUCAAAGCCUUAGAAGAAUUUGAACAAAUCGCUACUCCAUCUCAAUGGAAUAUUCAUUUAACAUUAAAACCUAAAAUGAAACUUUGGUCAACUAAAAAUAAAAAUUAUCUUACAGCAGUGAAACGUGUUGAAUAUGAUAUGCCUCCAAAAUUUAUCAGUAAAACUGACCUCUCUUUCAAAAUUGACGAAUUAAUCAUUAGUCAAGAUGAGGCUCAAGUCAUAUAUAAUCAAAUGCGUCAAAUUACUCGAGAUUUUCGUACACAAGCAAUGACAUUAUAUGUUCAAUCAUUAGCUCGGGAACAUGAAUUAUUACUAAAUGAAAUUAAACGUAUUAUUGAAGGCUUUCCUCAAGAUAAUGAUGAAGGCUUUAAUGCUGAACCUGGCUAUGCCGCAUUCAAACAGUAUCACGAAUUACCCAUAAUCAAUGAAGCACAAAUACGAUUAACCGAGGAGGAACAUCAAUUGCUAAAAUUAGGUCCUCGGUUUAUUUAUAAUGAUCCAAAAACGGCAUCUCGACGACGUACUACUGAGUUGGCUACUCUCCAGCGAAAAAUUGAAACUCGUUUCUUCGAAAAGAAAGUUAGCUCCGGUCGUCCAGUCGAAGAAUUUAUUGCUGAAUUAGAUACAUUGCUUCAAAAUUUACACGAUACACCUGCUAUUAGUCAACAUCGAAAUACUUCAAUAAUUCAAAAUCAAUCAAUUGUGAAUCAUCCAAUCAUUAAGAAAAAGAAAAAUUAUGGACGUUUAGUAAAACGAUUAAAACAUAAAUUCAGAUUGGCUAAUGCUAUAUUAAGAAAAUCAGACAAAUCAAAAGUGUUCCAUAUAGGUAGAUCUGAAGAUUAUCGUAAAAAAUCUGAAGAAUAUAUGGAUAAAACACAAGCAUAUCAAUGUCUUAGUACAAAUGAUCCAUUACCUGAUUUAAUUCAACGUACAAAUAAAUAUUUAUUAGAUUUAAGAUUAGCUAAAUGGAUUACCCAGAAACAAUAUGAAAACUUAUGUAUUAAUCCAAAUGAUGUUGAGCUUGCUCAUUUAUAUUAUCUAUCAAAAGCUCACAAGCCGGGUACUCCUCUUCGACCAAUAGUUUCUGGUCUUAAACAUCCUACAAUUAAAAUAUCAAAAUUUCUUGAUAAUUUACUACGACCUUUAUUUGAUAAAAUGGCUUUUGAAACAACUGUUACUUCUGGUUUUGAAUUAGUCAAACAGUUGCAAAAAUGGUCUAGAAUUAAUAUGCACCAAGAAACCUUAUUUUGUACAAUAGAUGUUACAGACCUUUAUACUAUGGUACCACAAACUGAAGGGGUAUUAUCAUUAAAGAAAAUGUUAGAUCACUUAAAAUUAAAACAAGUUGGUGGUCUAAAAGUUGAAACAAUCAUUAGAUUAAGUCGAUUUGUUAUGCAAAAUAAUUAUUUUUCUUAUGAUGGCCAAUAUUAUCAUCAAAUUCGCGAAGGAGCAAUGGGUUCUCCUCUUACAUUAACUAUCGCCAACUGUUAUAUGUUCUUUUAUGAACGACAAAUAGUGAAACAAAUCAGUAACAGUGGUGGUUUAUAUUUCCGAUAUAUUGAUGAUAUAUUCAUAACAAUUAAUUGGCCAGCUCAACAUUUAUUUAAACAAAUCGACAGAUGGAAUCAUUUUGACGAAAAUAUCAAAUUAUCAGAAAAUAUAGGUCCAACAGCUGAUUUUCUUGAUUUGCAUAUAGAAAAUCAAGAUGGUCAACUAUUUACUUCUGUUUAUCAAAAACCAUCUUAUGAACCAUAUUAUUUACCAUUUAAUAGUAUUCAUCCGUUGCAUAUGAAGAAGAAUAUAAUCUUCACUAUGUUACUUCGUACUAUUAGGUAUUGUUCAACUUUUCAGGCCUAUUUGGAUGAACGUGAGAAAUUACGAAUAGCACUACUGUUAAAUAAAUAUCCAAAUAAAUUUGUUGAUGAACAAUUUAAAAAUGUGCUAUUAAAACUCAGUGUUGAUAAACCACUAACCUUUAAUAAUUAUGCUAAAUAUCGUCAAAAUGUUAUUGAUUCUCCAGUAAAAGAAAAAGUGUCAUUGGAUUAUGGUAAGACAAUGUUCGUUCACUUUACUUAUUGUUCGAGUAUGAGAACAUUCCCAAUAAAAUUCCAUGCUCUCUGGAACAAAUAUUUUGGUGAAUCUCCAAUUAAUGAAGUCUUACCUGUUCUAGGUACACGUAAUGUUAAAAAUUUACAACGACAUCUAACUAAUACCAGAUAA
This is a messenger RNA of Rotaria sp. Silwood2, 3639 nucleotides long. Lineage: Eukaryota; Metazoa; Rotifera; Eurotatoria; Philodinida; Philodinidae. The record is from the annotation of a GenBank genome assembly.